AGUUGAAAGAAAUGAAAAUGGCUUCUGCUUUGAAGGCUGAAAAGAAGGGAAAGAUGGUCAAGAAAUGUAGUUGUAUGGGGAUAACAGUCCCUGAUCUCGAUUUUCAUGAUUUUGACACGGAUCGAUCUGAGGAAGUCUUCAAGUCCAGACAGAUAUGGGCUAUAUAUGACGAAGAAGACGGGAUGACCCAUCUUUACUGUCUGAUUCGCCAAGUCAUCUCUGUGAAACCCUUUGAGCUUCAUAUCACUUACUUAAACUCAUUACCUGACGCUGAAUUUGGACUUAAUAAAUCGUGUGGAAGUUUCAAGGCUGCACAUUCUGUGUUUGUUGAUCAAGUCAACAUUUUUUCUCAUCUUUUGGGCCGAGAAAACCCUGGGAAAGGAGGGUGUGUUAAAAUCUACCCGCAAGGAGGGGAUAUAUGGGCGGUUUGGAACAAGAAAACGUCCAAGAGGCGGAGAUACGAAAUGGUCGAAAUUCUUGAAGAUUAUUCUGAAAAAGCUGGAGCGUGUGUGACGCCAUUGGUGAAAUUAAAGGGGUACAAGAGUGUGUAUCAAAGAAACCCUGACAAAAGCGCGGUUCGGCUAAUUCCCAGAAAAGAAAUGGUGCGGUUUUAGCACCAGGUUCCAGCUUGUUUGCUGAAAGGUCAAGCCCUCAACUUGCCAGAUGGGUGUUGGGAUCUUGACCCUGCUGCUACACCAGAUGAAGUGGAAGGGGAUUUUGGUCAUUUACAAUAAUAGUGAGUGAGUGAGAAAUUUAGGUAGCUGGAUCCGAAAAGGUGAUCCUAGAGGCUGGAUCGAUGUUACUUGACCUUUUAGAUAGAUGUGCUAAUUACGUUUAUACCCUUAUGCAUUGCAUUGUACUUUCGUUUUAUCCACUUUUUUUUUGUUAACCUUGCUUCUUGGGAUGGAUACAUACAUGGCUAUGGUUGCCUGCUCCUCGGCCUACUUUGAUUCUCAAUUUAAUUUCAUUAUUUUGUUUUCAUC
This is a messenger RNA of Helianthus annuus (common sunflower), 983 nucleotides long. RefSeq lists its product as uncharacterized. The record is from RefSeq and is a predicted model, not a curated record. NCBI's taxonomy places the organism in Eukaryota, Viridiplantae, Streptophyta, Magnoliopsida, Asterales, Asteraceae. Bases 12 to 614 code for a protein of 200 amino acids. The transcript has a single exon.